CCUACUUUCAUUUCAACUCUUUAUACAUACACGUAUUAUUUUUUCCGUCAAAGUCGCAAGAGGUUCAAGAACAAUAAGGUUCACUUCAAUGGCAUCAUUACUUGACAAUACGCGUGAGUUGAAAACAUUUGUGGUGGAUGAAGGGCAUGGUGUUAAGGGAUUAUCAGAACUCAAGAUCAAAUCUUUACCUGAAUUAUUCAUUCAACCUAUUGAAAAACGUCUCGAUAUGAGCAAAGUUGUUCCAUAUGAGUCUAUACCAGUCAUCGAUAUGUCGAAUUCUGAUGAUCCAAAGGUGGGGGAAGCAAUAUGUGAUGCAGCUGAAAAGUGGGGAUUCUUCCAAAUUAUUAACCAUGGAGUGCCUCUAAGCAUAAUCGAUGACGUGAAAGAUGCAACAUAUAAAUUUUUCAUGUUGCCACCUGAAGAGAAAAAGAAGUAUUUGUUCAAGAAUAGUCCUACAAAAAACGUUAGACUUGUUACAAGUUUCAUUCCUGAAGUGGACACAGUUUUGGAGUGGAAAGAUUACCUAAGUUGUUUCUACGUUUCCGAUGAUGAGGUCAAUUCAUUUUGGCCUUCGGUUUGCAGGGAUCAAGUUCUAGAAUACUUGAAAAACUCUGAAUCGCUUAUUAAGAGGCUAUUAGAAGCGUUGAUAAAGAGACUAGACAUACCAAAACUGGACGAUAAAAACAAAGCAAUUCUUAUGGGAUCAAUGCGAAUAAACCUAAACUACUACCCUGUGUGUCCGAAUCCCGAGCUUACAGUUGGCGUUGGAGGCCAUUCAGAUGUUUCAACGCUAACUGUGCUUCUUCAAGAUGAAACUGGAGGACUUUAUGUUCGUAAACUUGAUAGCGAAAAUUGGGUCCAUGUUCCUCCUAUUAAGGGAUCUUUGACAAUCAAUAUAGGCGAUGCUCUUCAAAUCAUGAGCAAUGGUCUAUACAAGAGCAUAGAGCAUCAUGUGGUUGCUAAUGGGAACAAAAAUCGUAUUUCAGUGCCGAUUUUUGUGAACCCGAGGCCAAGUGAUGUCAUUGGCCCAUUGGCACAAGUGAUCAAUAGAGGGGAGAAGGCUUUAUAUAAGCAAGUUCUUUAUUCGGAUUAUGUGAAGCAUUUUUACAGGAAAUCACAUAAUGGGAAGGAUACUAUUGAUUUUGCUAAGGUUUGAUUGAGUUUUUUUUCUAAAAACAAAGAUAUGUGAAUUUUGAUCUAUGAUAUGUAUGUCAUAUAUACUAGAUUGGUAGUCGAAUAAUGUACGCCUAGUGAAAGUUAAGUGGAGCUAUCACAAGGGUGUUUUCACCUUUAGAUGAAUGUAUUUCAAAUAUGGUGAAUUCUUGUAAAAAGAAAAAAUUGUAACUUUUAGUUUUUGUAUUAUAAUAUUCACUAUAA
Messenger RNA from Lactuca sativa (garden lettuce), 1377 nucleotides. Its product is annotated as feruloyl CoA ortho-hydroxylase F6H1-2. The record is from RefSeq and is a predicted model, not a curated record. NCBI's taxonomy places the organism in Eukaryota, Viridiplantae, Streptophyta, Magnoliopsida, Asterales, Asteraceae.